This is a messenger RNA of Lodderomyces theae, 2352 nucleotides long. RefSeq lists its product as uncharacterized. The coding region runs from base 1 to 2352 and encodes 783 amino acids. Gene Ontology annotation, biological process: GPI anchor biosynthetic process; transmembrane transport. Lineage: Eukaryota; Fungi; Ascomycota; Pichiomycetes; Serinales; Debaryomycetaceae. Gene Ontology annotation, cellular component: fungal-type vacuole membrane. The transcript has 2 exons. The record is from RefSeq and is a predicted model, not a curated record. Gene Ontology annotation, molecular function: transmembrane transporter activity.
AUGCUUGCAACUGAUACUCCAUUUGCCAAGAGGCUAACACAAUGUGCAUGCGCCAUUUUGUGGUGCUUAUUAUGUGGUGGCCCAAUCUUUGGGUUUGCAGCCUUGAAGCCAAUCUUGAUCAAAGAGCACGUGUAUGAAUCAUUAUGCGACCUCCACCCAGAAACUGCUACUACGCCCUCCUUGAUCCAUGCAGCUGCAAAUGACGUGGUUGCAAAAUGUACACCGCAAGACUUGAAAUUGAACAAGAUGUUCACCAUUGCUGCAGUUGUCACCAAUGUGUCGGCAUUGCUUAUCGGACAUGUGUUGGAUAACUUUGGACCAAAAGUAUGUGGGUUGAUAGGAGCUGGUUUCUUAUACUUGGCCAGUUUUAUCUUCAUUUAUGCCAAGCAGAUGCAAUUGUCAACAAUGUGGUCAUCUUGGUUCGACCCAUACGUGAUGGGGUACAGUUUUUUGGCUUUGGGUGGUCCAUUCACAUUUAUCUCAUCGUUCCAACUCUCAAACUCAUUUCCGGAACGGAGUGGAACAAUAUUGGCAAUGUUGACAGGUGCUUUUGAUGCGUCAAGUGCGGUAUUCUUGCUUUACCUGAUCGUGUACACCAAAUCACAUGGAGAGUUUACUUUGGAUACUUUUUUCCGAGUGUAUUUACUUGUGCCGAUUUUUAUUACUAUUGCUCAGUUGACGGUGAUGCCUAGUGAAUCCUAUCAGACGAGUACUGAAUUUGUCAAGUUGGUUGAUGGUAGUCCAGAGAGGGAAAGAAGCGGUAAUGCUAAUCCAGUUGUUACUGAAGAGUCUGCGUUGUUGUCGAGUGAAUCGCAACCGCCCAGAAGAGACUCGAUUGGUGAUGCUUUGAAACACCCUUAUGAAGAAGAAGAAUACUUGAUCAAGCACAGGAGUGACCCAGUUGUGGGAAUCCUUCAUGGAUAUUCAGCCCAAUAUCAAAUCAAAACCUGCUGGUUCUUGUUAAUCUGUUUAUUCAGCACGAUUCAAAUGUUGAAAAUCAAUUACUUUGUUGCUACGAUUGCCAGUCAAUACCAGUACAUUUUCAAAUCGUAUGAGCUUGCAGCUAAGCUCAACAAGUUUUUUGACGUUGCAUUGCCACUAGGCGGUAUUAUUAGUGUGCCGCUCAUUGGAAUAUUACUUGACAAUUACUCCUCGUUGUUUGUUGUAUCCACACUUUUGACCAUUUCGCUCCUUAUUGGAAUCCUUGGUUUUUUUUCAAACUACGCAUUGGCAGUUGUUGGCGUAUGUUUAUUUGUGGGAUACAGACCAAUGUUUUACACCGUUAUCUCAGAUUUGUGUGCCAAAGUAUACGGCUUUGAGACAUUUGGCACGGUUUACGGGUCUAUAAUGACCAUAAGUGGUGUUUUCAACUAUGGACAGAGCUAUUUAGACGAAUUGACGCAUACUGUGUUUGACAUGGAUCCAAUGCCUGUCAAUUUAGUGUUGCUUUUGGCCACGCUUGUUGUUGGUGGGUUCACUGUGGGGACUGUGUUUGGAGUACAAGAGUUUUGGUCAACUGUGUUCAGUUUGGGUAACUUGUAUGUUAAUUUCAAAAGUUUCAAGGUUAUUUAUCGUGAGUUGAAGAAGUUGUCAACAAGCAAGAAACAUCAGGGUGAAGUGCCCACUGUUGUUGUCGAAUCGCGGAUAUUGUAUUGGCAAAGCAUCUUGUUGCUUACUAUUUCAUGCAUUGGAUGGUGUUUUAGUUCUAUUUUCCAUUUCCGCGAUACUGCAUCCACUGAAGUGCUAGAUUACUUUGGUGCAUUUGCCAUCAUACUAUGCAAUUUGAACAUUAUAGUUGUGCGAUUUUUCAAAUUGUACAAGCUACAAUAUCAACUUCGCUUAGCAUUGUGGCAAUUGAGUCUCGUUGUGAUCUAUGCAUACCAUAUUGUUCGAUUAUUUAUUGAUUGGGAUUAUUCGUACAAUAUGAAUAUCAAUGUCGUUGCUGGGUUAUCGGCCAUGGUGUUGUGGUUUCUUCAUUCGUUCAAUGUGGGGCGGAUAUAUAAUAAAAACAUCAAUUUGGUGCAAAACACAAUCACUUUGGUGCCUUAUGAAACGAGCAUCUUGAAGAAGUUGUUGCAUCUACGAGAAGAUUUCAAUUAUGGAAACACUACACGGUCAAAAAAGUUGAGUUUGAUGGUGGCUAAUUUGUCUCGAUGGAUUGCAUAUAUUCCUGUGUUUAAUAAUUUGGUUCUAUUAUGUGGGUUGUACUUGGAAAUCAAUGAUUUUGCGCCAUGGUUUAGGUUGGUGGAUGCUCAUAGUUUAUGGCAUUUGUUGACCAUUUUCCCUAGUUAUAUCUGGUUUGAUUGGAACGUGUGGGAUGUGGAAAUGUCGAAAGUGACAGGGACUUUAUAG